CAACCCACAAAACAUAUCUACAAAUGUAUUUAUCUUUGUGUUAAAACAUUUAACUUUUAACUUUAUUUGUGUUUGCAGUUGCGACAAAAGGUAUUUACUUCAAUGGAUCCAACUUUGUUGCACAAAGUGGAGCAUCUUAGAUCACCACCACAAGCUCACUCUAGCCCAGGAACUACCCCAGGGACAAUCAGUCUAGCCCACGGGACGAUGCUACCAGCACUCAACCUCAACAGCAGCUUGAUGAACAAGAUUCACAAGACAACAUCUUACAGUUCCCCACCGCCAGUAGCAAAUAAUCCGGACAACAAUGUGUGCAAACUUAUCGACUACCGUGGGGCCAAGAUAGCCGCCUUUGUUGUGGAGGGUCGAGAGCUAAUUUGUCUCCCUCAAGCUUUUGAGCUUUUCCUGAAGCAUCUUGUUGGAGGACUUCACACUGUAUAUACCAAACUAAAGAGACUAGACAUAACCCCAGUAGUGUGUAAUGUUGAACAGGUGCGGAUUCUCCGGGGGCUGGGAGCUAUCCAGCCCGGGGUCAACAGAUGUAAGCUCAUCUCUUGCAAAGAAUUUGAUGUUCUGUACGAAGACUGCACAAAUUCAAGUGCCAGACCAGGAAGACCACCAAAGAGAAGUCCAUCAAUUCAUGCUAGUCCAGAUACACUAGAGAAACUGAAGAAAAGCAGACUGGAUACAGACUUCCAAUAUGACCCAAGACUUUUUGCAGACAGGAAAGCUUUAUUCAAUGGAUUUGCACACCACCCAUAUGCCAUGGGACCAUUGCCAUUCAUGCCAUUCAACAAUCACAUGUUAUCGCCACCUGUUUCCUUGGCAAUGGCCUCUCACCUUGGCCUUCGACCUGAUGGAUCCAUGUUGAAAGACAGAUCAGGUUCUGAAUCUGAUGUUAUAUCACCAAGGAUAAGAGAUGACAGGUUGGACAUGCUACAGAAACCAAUGAGAUCUUCUCCUACUUAUGACAUAGACAACAGGGCAUCAGACUACGAUAACAAUCGACCUUUGAACCUCCACAUAAAUGGACAUGCUAAAGACGUGCCACAGAUCAAAAGUGAUGACGAAUUAGAUGAAGAAGAUGAUAGAUUAUCAGAUGAAGAUAGGGAUGAUGAUUUAGACAACAGUAAUGACGAGAGUGAAGCUUUAAGUGAGAAUGGAGAAAAGACAGUAACCCAACAAAACAACUUCACUAAUCCAUUAUUGAAUGGAGAGAAUGCAUCCAUAUCAUCUAUAGAAACUCUACUUCUCAACAUACAGGGCCUAUUGAAAGUGGCUGCUGAAAAUGCACGUCACCACGAAAGGCAACUCAGUUAUGAAAAAGCUGAGUUGAAAAUGGAAUUAUUAAGAGAGAGAGAAGUAAGAGAAGGAGUGGAGAAACAAUUAGAUGAAGAAAAGAAAUCAAAAGGCAUUCUGUUACGAAGACUAAAGAAAGAAAGAAGAGCCAGAAAAAGGGUACAAGAAAGAUUAGAAAACCCCACUACAACUGAACCAGUAAAAGCAGUCCAAGAAACAGUAGCUAGUCCUCAGUCUGUCAAAAAUUUUCAUGGCAGUGAAUCUACAACAGAGAGAGAUACAGACAAAGACAGCAGUAAUUCAGAUUCAGAAUCUAAACAUCUCACAGAAUCACAAGACAGAAGUUCUCGACCAUUAUUUGAGAGUUUCUUGUCUCAUGCCAGCAAUCCCAACCGCUAUCCAUACCUUCCAAUGGCAAAAAGUACGGAAGUACAGUGACUAUUUUAUAAACGUUGACAAUCGGUGCUGAAGAUUUUAUAAACUCAGUGUAAAAUCAAACUUCACAGGGACCGUUGAAUUUAGAUGUUGUACUGGAUAUUGACCCCAUAUAACAGAAGUAUACUCAGUGAGAUGUCAGUUUUAGAUUGCAAGAGCAAAGGACUCAAGUUGUGUGAAGACGAAGAUUUGUAAACAUGUUAAUUUAAAAUAAGUGUAUGUUUUUGUAUUCACUAGAAGAGAUGAAUUUUGGGAACAUUAUAGAUAUAACAGACACAACAGACAUUUUUAUGAAAUCUUUUCUAAAUCAGCUAAAUUAGUCCUUAAAUAGUAAUACAUAUGAUCUCAAGCUAGACAUUACAAUUGUUUGGGUAAUUAACCUAUGAUUUAAUGUUUACUUCAUACCAGCUUCAAUAGCACUAACUGAUAAUGUGGAAUGAUGGAUCUAGAAACUUUAAAGAAAGUAUUUUUUAGUUUAUUUGUAGGAAAAAGGUUAGUUCAAGACUCAUUUUGAUGUUAUUAGAAUAAAUUUAGGAAGAAAUGGGAUUUCUUAAACAGAAAUUUUUUCCUUGAUUUGCAACUGAUGCAUAAUGUAGCAGCUUAAUCAUAUAAUAUAUGUAGACACAUCUUAUGAAAAUAUCAUCAACAUAUUGUGAAAUAACAUAGGGGAUUAAACAACUACUUGUAAUAAGCUUAUUCACAGAUAAUGUUGCUAGUUUUAUAUAUCACAAUGUUUAGACUUCUUUAGAUUUUAGGUGAUCUUUCUAUAAAAGUUCUAUUUUUACUGAUUCUGUAUGAACUCUUUGUAUUGUAUCUACUAUUGAAAACCUUUGGUACAAUUUCACAAAGAAAUUCAAGUUUUAUGAGAUAUCAGUAAACUAAAGAUAAAGUUCACCACAAUAAAAUACAGUGUAAAAUAUUUUUAUCUGAAAAUUUGAUUUCCACCAAAUAGUGUUUAUCUUUUGAAAUAUGAAAACAUAUAUUGUUGGUUUUUUUGUCUGAACAUAUUGAAUUAUAUGAAAAUAUGAAAGUGAAAGUAGGAUGGUGAAAAUGAAAGUAGAAUGAUAGUAUAUGGAACUAGGUUGAUGUUUUGUACAUAAAGAAUAAUAGUGCAAUAUACCUUUGUAAGUGGAGAAAUGUUAUAUGUAAUUUUUGUAUUUUGUCCCAUUUUAAAUAGACAUUGUGCCAUGUUUUAAAUAUGUAGGUUUAACUAGCUUUAUACUAAGGACACUGGUCACUCACUUGACCUUAAGGUCUCUAAAAAGGAAGUGUUUUAUGUAAAUGUAUUCUUGGAAUAGCUAAAUAUAGUUCCCAACAUUUUCAUGUCCAAUUUGAUUUUCAUUGAUUAGAAAACUUUUACUGAAAAUUGAAAGCAACUGUUUUUUGGAGACAAUCCUGAACAAAACCAGGGAUAAUCCUUAAUGAAACCAGAAAUAUCUUAAACAAAACUAGGGAUAAUAUUGUUCAAGACCAGAGAUACACCUAUAAAAAACUGAUAAUUGUUAACAAAACCAGAGAUAAUCUUCAUAAUACCAGGUGUUAUUUAAGCCUUCAUAAAUGAUUCAAAAAGAUAAAAAUAAAAAAAAAUUUCCUACCUCACCAUGCUUGCCAGUACAUAUUUUUUGGGUGUACAUCCUUAAACAAAAUUUGGACCUCUUGAAAAUCAGUUGUACCAAGAAAUUGGAUGCUGAAGUCUAUAUUCUUGUAAAAUGCAACAUUGGUAAAUUUUAAAUUUUCAAGUGAGAUUUUAAUGUAAUCAAGGAUUUGUAUAGUAAUACUAUACAAAUCCUUGAUGUCAUCUAUUUUUACAAAUAUCACAACUACUGGAUAAUGGCACACUUUAAAGAUGGAUUAAUAACCUUAUAUAUAUAGUACAUAUCUCCCAUAUUUAUAUGAUGAAAGUGUGAAGACAUCUUUUUUAGAAUAUCUUAUUCUAACAUUAGAACCUAAAUGUUUACUGAAGGACAGGUUUUUUUUAGCUGUUGUAUGAGAAUAACUCAUUUUGUAUCAUUUUUAUUCUGAAUUUGUUAAAUGUUUGACUUGAAUAAUUGUAUAAGAAAAAAAAACAGUUGCCUGACAGUUUUAUUGUCCAGGAAGACAACUCUCCAAGGGAGAUAAUUUUUGUAUUGUGUAAAAGGGAGAUCACUCCUUACAAAACGUGUGUAUUUAUUUGUAGAUAAAAUACACAUUCCUUAUUAAUUGUUAAAUAUAUGCCAAUAAAUUGAAGAAAUACA
Messenger RNA from Mytilus californianus (California mussel), 3968 nucleotides. RefSeq names its product dachshund homolog 1-like. Lineage: Eukaryota; Metazoa; Mollusca; Bivalvia; Mytilida; Mytilidae. The record is from RefSeq and is a predicted model, not a curated record. The transcript has 10 exons. Bases 103 to 1737 code for a protein of 544 amino acids.